GAUGAACCAGGAGGAACUGGCCGACACACUGUGUGGCGUAUCUGCUGCUGUUGAGUGCCAACAUAAAAUCAAGUCUCAUUUGAAGAAGAAGUUCAGGUGUGUGUUUGAGGGAAUCGCUAUACCAGGACAGCCAACACCUCUGAAUGACUUCUAUACAGAGAUCUUCAUCACAGAGAGAGGCAGUGGAGAGGUCAACCAGGAACAUGAGGUCAUACUGAUUGAAACAGCUUCCAGGAAACCAGUCAAGGAGGAAACACCAAUCAGAUGUGAGGAACUCUUUAAACCCUUACCUGGACAAGAUAAACCAGAUAAACCAAUCAGGACAAUAAUGACAACUGGAUCGGCCGGCAUGGGUAAAACCGUCUUAACACACAAGUUCACUCUGGACUGGGCUGAAGGCAAAGCAAACCACAACAUAGACUUCACAUUUCUCUUGACUUUCAGAGAGCUGAAUUUACUGAAAGGGAAAGAGUUAAGCUUGGUGGAACUUCUUCAUCACUUCUUUAUUGAAACCAAAGAAGCAGGAAUCUCCAGAUAUGACCUGUACCAAGUUGUCUUCAUCUUGGAUGGUCUAGAUGAGUGUAGACUUCCUCUGGACUUCGAGAACAACCAGAUCUGGACUGAUGUUACAAAGUCCACCUCGGUGGACGUGCUGCUGACAAACCUCAUCAGGGGCAACCUGCUUCCCUCCGCUCGCAUCUGGAUAACCACACGCCCUGCGGCAGCCAAUCAGAUCCCUGCUGAGUGUGUUGACAUGGUGACAGAGGUGAGAGGCUUCAACGACUCACAGAAGGAGGAGUACUUUAAGAAAAGAUUCAAAGACAAGAAUCUGGCCAGCACAAUCAUCUCCCACGUCAAGGAAUCACGAAGCCUCCACAUCAUGUGUCACAUCCCAGUCUUCUGUUGGAUUACUGCUUCAGUUCUGGAGGACUUUUUCAAAACAUCCCAGAUGGGAGAAAAGAUGCCCAACACUGUGACUCAGAUGUACAUCCACUUCCUGAGGGUUCAGUCCAUACAGGGGGACAGGAAGUACCAUGGGAAGGCUGAAACAGAUCCAGACUGGAGUUCAGAGAGCAGGGAGAUAAUUUCUUCUCUGGGAAAACUUGCUUUUAACCAGCUGGUGAAAGGCAACCUGAUCUUCUACGAGGCAGACCUGACAGAGUGUGACAUCGAUAUCAGAGCAGCCUCAGUGUACUCAGGAGUGUUCACCCAGAUCUUUAAAGAGGAGUGUGGUCUGUACCAGGACAAGGUGUUCUGCUUUGUCCAUCUGAGCCUCCAGGAGUUUCUGGCUGCCCUUAAUGUCUUUCUGUUAUACAGCGACAAUGAGGUCGAUCUGCUCUCAGAAGAACAACCAACCUCCGGGGAAAAUAAACUCCUCGAACUUCUCCAGUUUUGUGUGGACGAGGCCUUAAAGAGGGAGAACGGACACCUGGACUUGUUUCUGCGCUUCCUCCUGGGCCUCUCUCUGGAGACCAGUCAGAAUCUCUUAGGAGGUCUGCUGGGACAGACAAUAGGUAGCUCCCAGACCAUUAAGGAAACAGUAUCUUACAUCAAGGAGAAGUUAAAUGGAGAUCUCCCUCCAGAGAGAAGCAUCAAUCUGCUCCACUGCCUGAAUGAGCUGAACGACCAUUCUCUGGUGGAGGAGAUCCAACAGUACCUUACAUCAGGAAGCAUCUCAACAGAAUCUCUCACCCCUGGUCAGUGGUCUGCUCUGGUCUUUAUGUUAAUGUCAUCAGAAGAGGAGCUAGACGUGUUUGACCUGAAGAAAUACUCUGCUUCAGAGGAAGGUCUUCGGAGGUUGCUGCCAGUGUUCAAAGCCUCCAAAACAUAUCUGUUGAAUGGCUGUCAUCUGUCAGGGAGAUGCUGUCGAGCUCUGGCCUCAGUUCUCAGCUCCAACUCCUCUAGUCUGAGAGAGCUGGACCUGAGUAACAAUGAUCUUGGAAAUUCAGGAGUGAUGCUGCUCUCUGCUGGACUGGGGAGUCCACACUGUACACUGGAAACUCUCAGGUUGAACUGCUGUAUGCUGUCAGAGAAAUGCUGUGACGCUCUGGCCUCCGGUCUCAGUUCUAACUCUAGUCUGAGAGAGCUGGACCUGAGUAACAAUGAUCUGCAGAAUUCAGGAGUGAAGCUGCUCUCAGCUGGACUGGGGAGUCCACACUGUACACUGGAAACUCUCAGACUGAAUGGCUGUCAUCUGUCAGAGAUAUGCUGUGAAGAUUUGGCCUCAGUUCUCAGCUCCAACUUUUCUAGUCUGAGAGAGCUGGACCUGAGCACCAAUGAUCUGCAGGACUCAGGAGUGAAACUGCUCUCUGCUGGACUGGGGAGUCCACACUGUACACUGGAAACUCUCAGGCUGAAUGACUGUCAUCUGUCAGAGGGAUGCUGUGAAGAUUUGGCCUCAGUUCUCAGCUCCAACUCUUCUAGUCUGAGAGAGCUGGACCUGAGCACCAAUGAUCUGCAGGAUUCAGGAGUGAAGCUGCUCUCUGCUGGACUGGGGAGUCCACACUGUACACUGGAAACUCUCAGCUUGUCUGGCUGCCUGGUCACACAGGAAGGCUGUGCUUCUCUGGCCUCAGCUCUGAGUUCCAACCCCUCCCAUCUGAGAGAGCUGGACCUGAGCUACAAUCACCCAGGAGACUCAGGAGCUGCGCUGCUCUCUGCUGGAGUGGAGGAUCCACUCUGGAGACUGGACACUCUUAGUGUGGAGCAUGGUGGAGUGUGUAGGCUGAAACCAGCUCUCAAGAAGUAUGCCUGUGAACUCAGACUGGACCCAAACACAGCCCACAGACGUCUCUCUCUGUCUGAGGACAACAGAAAGGUGAUGGUUGUUGUAGAGGCCCAAUCAUAUCCUGAUCGACCAGAGAGAUUUGACUCCUAUCAUCAGGUGUUGUGCAGAGAGGCUCUGACUGGCCGCUGUUACUGGGAGGUAGAGUGGAAUAGAGAUGUUGGUAUAGGAGUGACAUACAGAGGAAUCACAAGGAGAGGAGGGAAUUAUGAAAGCAGGCUUGGAUUUAACAACAAGUCCUGGAGUCUUCAUGUUUCUGAUGGUCGUUACUCUGCCCGGUACAACGGUUCUGGACCAGAGAUACAUCUCCCCCCCGCUGGCUCUAACAGAGUAGGAGUGUAUCUGGACCGGCCUGCUGGCACUCUGUCCUUCUACAGAGUUUCCUCAGAUGUAGGAGGGUCCUCAGACAGACUGGUACACCUCCACACCUUCCAGUCCACCUUCACCCAGGAGGACCUCCUCCCUGGGUUUAGGUUCUGGCAUGGUGGGGGUACCGGGUCAGUGUCUCUGUGUAAGUCAGGGAUGGGCAACUGGCGGCCCACGGGCCGAAUCCUCAUUCAGUGCGGCCCGCAUCCGCACUCAGUCAGGCCCGCACAUAAA
Gadus morhua (Atlantic cod) is the source of this 3385-nucleotide messenger RNA. RefSeq names its product NACHT, LRR and PYD domains-containing protein 12-like. The annotation marks the transcript as partial. Lineage: Eukaryota; Metazoa; Chordata; Actinopteri; Gadiformes; Gadidae. The transcript is spliced from 9 exons. Gene Ontology annotation, molecular function: protein binding. The record is from RefSeq and is a predicted model, not a curated record.